GAGCCGCUCUGCGCCUCCACCUCCCAAACUGUCUGCGCGCAAACUUCCAGCCACACGUCCAGCAUGAGCGGAGACGAGCGCCAUGGAUGCGCCACAUGAGCCGGACCGGAGCAACUGAGGCCACCGCGCAGAAGUUUGUCCGCAGAAAUCCACUGUGACACUGACUGAGCAAACACACUUUACGCGUGUUUUCUCUCCGUUUCCAACACUUUUUACGCGUCGCCUGCCUCUUGGGAUUGCUUGGAUUCGGCGUUGUGUCUUUUUUUAUGUCCAUCCAGGGAGACGUGUAGUUUUUUUUGUUGUUGUCGGGGUGGUCCGCUGUAAAGGAAGGUGACAUGCAGGUCCUCGGUUGGACCAUAGUUCUCCUCUGCCAGUGGAUCCCACGGAAGGUCCAAGGGUUGGAGAAGCAAGUGGACUUCUCAGACAAGGGCCCAGUGGGGUCUGUGAUGAAGACUGUUCCAUAUGGCAUGGGUGGAGGUGCAGUUGGAGGAACGACAGGAGGGGUGGUUAAGCCUCCGUACCAAACCCGUGUCUUCUCCACUUCCAUCGACCAGACACCCAUGAAAUCCAAGCCCCCCACUUACGGCUUCUUCAACCCGUACGACCAGAACCGGAACCAGUCCCUGCUCCUCGACCAGACAGGCUACCGCUCCAAACGCAAGCCCUCGCUAAAGAUAUCCAAGACCAAGAAGAUCUUCGGCUGGGGCGACUUCUACUUCAACGUGAAGACCAUGAAGUUCAGCUUGUUGGUGACGGGGAAGAUCGUGGACCACAUCAACGGGACCUUCACCGUCUACUUCCGCCACAACUCUUCCAGCCUGGGGAACGUUUCGGUCAGUAUCGUGCCGCCAUCCAAAGUGGUGGAGUUCGAGGUCCUCCAGCCUCAGCAGCUGCAUCCUCACACCCAGCUUAACGUCCAGCUCCAGGAGACCCGGCAGUCCACCGUCGACCCCAAAGAGACAAAGACCUUUAACUGUCGGGUGGAGUACGAGAAAACCAACAGAUCCAAGAAGCCCAAACCCUGCCUGUACGACCCGUCUCAGACCUGUUACACAGAGCACACCCAAUCCCACGCUGCCUGGCUCUGUGCCAAACCCUUCAAGGUCAUCUGCAUUUUCAUCUCCUUCUUCAGCAUCGACUACAAGCUGGUUCAGAAAGUGUGUCCGGACUACAACUUCCAAAGUGAGCACCCUUACUUAGGAUAAGUACGUGAGACUGAACUGAGAGGAGCAUAAAGAGACAAUGUUAAUGUCAAAGAUGAUGAUAAGAAUGAUUAUGAUGGAUAUGAUAGUCAUAUUGAUUACAGUGAAGAUGCAGGGGACAGUUUUUUUGCCUCUGAACUGCCGUGACUUGUGGAUUUAAAAGACGUAUAAUCAGAGCUAUGGAUGGUUAGGAUAUGGAUGAUUUCUCUGAAUUAUUUUCCAACUGUAUUUGUUAACUUCUGUUUUUAUUCGUUUUUUUUCCCUCCCUGUAAAUAAUGUACUCAAACUCAGCACACUUAUUGUUUUUAGAUAUUUGUUUCUAGGUGUUAUUACUUUUUGCAGUUGGAGAACUUCGGGUUGAAAACAGCUGGAAUCAGUAUUAUGCCCUCGGAGUACAGAGUGAGCCUCUGAGGCGGCUGUGUUGUGCCGUCACCGUAUGGCAGGCGUUACGUUAUGGUAGACUGACUGUUAAUCAUCCUCUCAGCUCUAUGUUUCAAAACCUGGAUAUAAGAGAGUUAUAUGUAUGAGAAAUGCUAUGCUGGAUAUGCAUACAAUAUACUGUAUGA
Molecule: messenger RNA, 1768 nt
Organism: Platichthys flesus (European flounder)
Lineage: Eukaryota; Metazoa; Chordata; Actinopteri; Pleuronectiformes; Pleuronectidae
Product: neurexophilin-2
Exons: 2
Coding region: 336-1205 (289 amino acids)
Molecular function (GO): signaling receptor binding
Source: RefSeq, a predicted model, not a curated record